Anopheles gambiae (African malaria mosquito) is the source of this 2311-nucleotide messenger RNA. RefSeq names its product serine hydroxymethyltransferase (gene Shmt). Gene Ontology annotation, cellular component: cytosol; nucleus; cytoplasm. NCBI's taxonomy places the organism in Eukaryota, Metazoa, Arthropoda, Insecta, Diptera, Culicidae. Gene Ontology annotation, molecular function: mRNA regulatory element binding translation repressor activity; serine binding; zinc ion binding. The coding region runs from base 867 to 2270 and encodes 467 amino acids. The transcript has 3 exons. Gene Ontology annotation, biological process: purine nucleobase biosynthetic process; tetrahydrofolate interconversion; folic acid metabolic process. The record is from RefSeq and is a predicted model, not a curated record.
ACGUUAUUGCCGCAUAAAAGUUUAUUUUUGAUUCUCAUUUCACAUUCCAGUGUAGAAAGGUAAUAAAAAAGCCCACUGUACGGUUUUCAUGACGAUUUAUAAUUCUAGGAACUUGAUAUAUGGAUCGCAUAGUAGGAAGAGUGACCAGACUUAGAGGUGAAUUCUAUAAAAGUGUCCGAUUUUAAAUACCCACCACUGUAUACUUUUUUUUACGUUUGGUAUAAAAUGGUAUGUUUUUGUUGCUUCUUCCAUAAACAUUUAUUGACACCGUAUGACUUACGCAUGACGCUAAGUUUUGCAGAGCGAGUGAGACAUGUUAGAAAAUAAAAAAAAGGUUAUUUUACCGCAUGACGUCUUAUACAUGUUUGAGAUGUAUAAAAAUGAGGUUAGAAAUCAAGCAUUUCACUUUUAAAAACAUAGAUAAGGGUGUUAGCCGAGACUAUGCAUUACACGAUCCUCUUAACAACAGUCAUAUAUUGCCAGUCUUUAGCUUUAAUCUGAAGUUUCCUAUCAGGCCAUAACAACCCUGACAUUCUCGCAGAGUUUUUUUUACCCUUUGCAAUAGUGCAAGACGAGGGCGAGAUCAUCAUUUAAUCUGAUUAUUUCUGACGCGCUGCGAUUUGUAAAUAGCUACAAAUGAGCUUAUAAGUUUCACCGCCGAACAACGCGAAUCAUUCAAGAGAAUUGUGUCUCACAUGCUACACCGAUCUUCUGGUGGACUGCAUUUGAAUACGAUUUGCAAUUUAGAUCGAUUCAUUCACAUUCUGUUUUUUAUUAAAAGUUUAACUUUUUCGAAACUUUAGCAACAAUGAACAAACAUCCAUCAGUAAAUAUUCAUAUUGUUUUGGUUUUAAAAAGCAAAUUGCAUGGCUGGAAAUGCAAAACUAUUGCAUGAGACCUUGUGGGAUCAAGAUCCGGAGCUUAUGGAUUUGAUAAGAAAGGAAAAGACGCGUCAGAUCAGAGGUUUAGAGAUGAUUGCAAGCGAAAACUUUACUUCUCUCUCUGUGCUGCAGUGUCUCAGCUCCUGUUUGCAUAACAAAUAUUCAGAAGGUUUGCCUGGCCAACGUUACUAUGGAGGUAAUGAAUUUAUUGACCAAAUAGAGCUUUUGGCUCAAAAGCGUGCCCUCGAAGCUUAUCGGUUAAGCCCCGAGGAAUGGGGUUGCAACGUUCAACCGUAUUCUGGUUCACCAGCAAAUUUUGCUGUGUACACUGCUCUUAUUGAACCGCACGGACGUAUCAUGGGCCUUGAUCUACCCGACGGUGGUCAUUUAACCCACGGUUUCAUGACUCAAACGAAAAAAAUAUCUGCUACAUCAAUCUUCUUCGAAAGCAUGCCAUAUAAAGUCGAUCCAGUUACUGGGUUGAUCGAUUACGACAAGAUGGAGGAGACAGCGCGCCUCUUCAAACCGAAAGUUAUUAUUGCUGGUAUUUCGUGCUACUCGCGUUGUCUGGACUACAAAAGGUUCCGGGAAAUUGCCAACCAAAAUGGUGCAUAUUUGUUCGCAGAUAUGGCACAUAUUUCUGGGCUAGUUGCGGCCGGAGUGAUUCCGUCACCAUUCGAAUAUGCGGAUGUUGUUAGUACCACAACGCAUAAGACAUUACGUGGCCCCCGUGCAGGAGUAAUCUUCUUCCGGAAAGGCGUGCGCACAGUGAAGGCAAACGGCGAAAAGGUAAUGUAUGAUUUGGAAUCACGUAUCAAUCAGGCCGUGUUCCCUGGCCUGCAAGGUGGUCCGCACAAUCAUGCUAUCGCAGGUAUCGCCACCUGCAUGUUGCAAGCGCAAAGCCCAGAAUUCCGCGCCUACCAGGAACAGGUGAUAAAAAACGCACGCGCCCUUUGUGCCGGACUGCUUGAGAAAGGAUAUUCUGUAGCGACGGGUGGUACAGAUGUGCAUUUGGUGUUGGUAGAUUUACGCCCAGUUGCUAUUACGGGUGCCCGUGCCGAGUACAUCUUAGAGGAAAUCUCCAUAGCAUGCAACAAAAAUACUGUUCCAGGUGAUAAAUCUGCCUUAAAUCCAUCUGGCAUUCGGCUAGGAACUCCGGCACUUACGACGCGCGGUCUACUUGAGAAAGAUAUGCAACAGGUAGUGGAAUUUAUCGAUCGUGGAUUACGUCUAUCGAAGGAAAUUGCCAACGUCUCUGGUCCGAAACUGUCUGACUUUAAGCGUAUAUUACACGAAGACUCCACGUUUAGUGAAAAAGUGAACAAUCUGCGCAAGGAAGUGGAACAGUACAGUGAACAAUUCCCUCUGCCUGGUUAUGCAGACUUCUAACACAAAAUUUCAAUAAAAACUUUAUAAGAUUAAAAAAAAAA